Trypanosoma brucei brucei TREU927 is the source of this 2220-nucleotide messenger RNA. RefSeq lists its product as hypothetical. The record is from RefSeq and is a predicted model, not a curated record. NCBI's taxonomy places the organism in Eukaryota, Euglenozoa, Kinetoplastea, Trypanosomatida, Trypanosomatidae. The coding region runs from base 1 to 2220 and encodes 739 amino acids. The transcript has a single exon.
AUGCAUCGAAAAAGCAUCGUGUCGAACUAUUUUAUAUCACCUGAGUAUUCUGUGGCGGGCUCACGUGUUUUCACCCCAAAUGCAUCCGCUGAGGAAGUAACAUUGAGUGACGCACCGACGCAACUCUCGUUGCAAAUAACAUCACCGAAGACAUCUAUACGUCCGUCGGCGGUGUCUUCAUUGCGUUUUAAAAGGGGACGAGAAGCCUCAUGGCACGGUCGGUACCAUAACGGUUCCGCGGGGGAAAACACAAUGGGUUUUAUGGAGGCAGUGGCGGCUUCCGUUUCCCGCCGCGGUGACGUGGUGGCACAUUCUUCUUGUGAAUCCCACCAAAACUUCAUGUCGCGUGCAGGUAAUUUUGUGGAAUCUACGACACACAGUGAUUCGUCGGACGGGUACCGGUAUGCGAAGUUGCCCCGGAAGGAGCUUAUUAUGAUUGCGGGAGGUGAAGAUAGCGGGGAAAAGGAAGAUUUGGCUAGUUUUCGGAAGGACUUGAGGCGUUUGCAGGAGCGACACGAGCAACUGAACAAGGUUGUGGAAGAGACACGGGAAGAGUUGAGACGGAGCUGGGAGGAAAAUGACCGACUCAAGAUGCGUGCAGACCAGUCGGUAAAAGAGCUGCGGCUGGAAGUGGCGCAGCUGUCUAAACAUGUCCAGCUUUUGGAAGGACGGAGUACAUCCGUAGAGCGCUCACUCGCUUCUCUAAACGGAAUGGAGAGUCUGGUGGAAUGCGUUCAGGGUGAGCUUCCUUCUUUGCGCAAGGAAAUUGGCCGGAACACUACUUCAAUAGCAGUGCUGGAAAGGCUGUUAGAAGAUAUGAAGCACCAGCCGCGUGUCUCACAAGUCGCAGUGAAUUCAGUUUCGGCUUCUGCUAGCGGGCAGGUCACCUCCCUUGGGGCUCCUCCACCUGCGUUGUUGAAUGACGAACGCGCAACUAGUCAUUCUUCCACGACCCCAUUUUCGUUUGGUGGUGCAAAACCUAACGCCAACCUCAGUGGACAACUGACUUCCUCACCUGCUGCUUCCAACUCCGUUGCGGGAUCGAAGCCGGAGCCAGCAUCGGCUAGCGCACCUUCAUUCACUGGUGUAAGUGCAACUGCAGGAUCUGUUGACAAGCCGUCCAAUCCCUUUGGAGUUUCUGCAGCAUCUGCAACCACGGCUGGUGGGUCAGCGCCGGCUCCGGCAUCAAAUGGCACACCUUCAUUUGGCAGCGCAGUUACAACUACGGCCCCCGGAGGGAAUGCAUCUUCUCCGUUUGACUCAUCCAAGAAUGCUGGAGUCUCGGCAACAGCAACUGCGUCAUCUGCCUCAUAUACAUUCGGUGGUGCAAGCACACCUGCAUCCUCCACUAACAAACCUCCCAAUCCGUUUGCUGCUACCGUAAGCUUUUCGCCUGCUGAUGGGAAAGGGGCAACACCAGCAUUGGCAGGCACAUUUUCGUUUAGUGCUACCGGCGCGGCCGAUACUCUCAGCGACAAACCGCCAACUACGCCCGGUGCUGCCCCGCCAGUUGCGAGUCCGGCAACAAGUGCGCUUCCAACGAAUCCGUUCUCACCUGGCAGCACAACUGCGACUGCACCAACUGCCGGGAAACCAACCACAUUAUUUGGUGGUUACGCGACGGGUGAUAGUUCAGCAGCCACGUCAGCUCCGGCACCAGGUAGUGCGUUUUCUUUUGGUGGCAUAGGCACCACUGCACCUGCUUCCACCGUUGGUUUUAGCUUCGGAGGCAUGCCUAAGGUUGCCGAGACAUCAACUGCUGGCGUCAAUACAACAAUAUCACCAUUUUCUAGGGCUGGUUCCACGGCAGUGACAGGUGCCACAGGCUCUCUAGGGGGGUUUUUAUUCCCUUCCUCUUCUUCAGCGACGGCAGCUCCACUUGCGAGGGGCUCAGAGGUGAAGAAUGACGUGUUUUCCAACGCGAAAGCUGUUGCUUCGUCCGGUGCGUCGUCUGUAUUUGGCACUGGCGCUUUGAUGUCUGCUGGGGUCUUGAGUCCUCCCACACCCUUCGGUGCGUCCGCUGGAGUAACUAAUCCAUUCGCUUCGUCGCAACGGGAUGGAGAGAAUGCUUCUAACCCAUUUGGUCAGGGUGUACAAGGCUUAGCCGCUGCUUCCACUGGCACUGCGCUACCAUUGCUUAGCCAGCCGCCGAUCGGGUUCAGUGCACCGACCGUAAACGCCAAUUUGGGUGCCCGUAGGAGGACACCGAAGCGGUUCUGA